AUGGCCCAUCUCCUCCCCCUCUUCUUCUCCACAUUCGGCCUCCUACUCCUCCUCCACAGCCCGGCAGUAUGGGGCUACGUGAACUCCAUCUACUCCGAACCGUCGCUGCAGGGCAUGUGGAGCGGCCAUCAUCUCAACGACGGCACAAACGACUUGUCACUGGGAGCCAACUGCAGCAUACUCCUUGACCUUCGUCACUCAAGAAACCCUGAAACCAUAUACGGUGGUGUGCCCCAUACGAGCUCCCAGUCUUGCGUGCUCUGGGUGGACAACAGGGGAACCAUCAACGUGUGGCCGGCCGGAUUCCCCAGCAACGUCGGAAACGUCACAUCCAUGCCCACACCCAUGGGCCGCUACGCCUUGGCAGUCGCCAAUGAGUUCGCUAACAUCUACGGCCCGGCGAUGUUCUCCUCGACCGGAGGUCUGACGCCGACCGAGCGAGGGAAGCUCCAUGGCACUGAAACGGUCAAAGGAGGCGACGCCGUCGGCUUGAGAACCUACACCCAUAAUGGUAACAUGAACAUGAACAUCCUGCAGUACGGGGAACACAGGCUGGUCCUCGAGAACAAGUGCAACCUCAAAAUAGUGGGUGGCAAUAAUCAGGUCAUGUGGGAGACGCAAACAGAGAUGCCAUCGGACGCCAUCUGCAUGGCGGAGCUGAGGAAGGACGGGGAACUCUACCUCGGCUACGUGGUUAACAACAUCAAACACCGGCUCUUUGGCUCCGGUUACUUCUCUACUCAGAAGAAGUACAUCAUGGCUCUCCGCCAUGACGGCGAUCUGGUCAUCUACCCCCUGAAGCCCUGGGCCGGAUCCAGCUCGGCGGCGAAGAUAAGGAUGGUGCUUAACAGCAUGAAAGGUUGA
Messenger RNA from Musa acuminata AAA Group (dessert banana), 864 nucleotides. RefSeq lists its product as uncharacterized. NCBI's taxonomy places the organism in Eukaryota, Viridiplantae, Streptophyta, Magnoliopsida, Zingiberales, Musaceae. The record is from RefSeq and is a predicted model, not a curated record. Bases 1 to 864 code for a protein of 287 amino acids. The transcript has a single exon.